AGCUCCUCUUCACUGCGUGGUAGCAGCUAGUCUUGGACUGUUUCUGUCUCGCUUAAAACGUAAAGGUCUUUCUCAUAUCUGAUCUUGGUGUGAUGUGGAACAGAACCUAACUCUUUGGGGAGCUCAUAUUGUUUUUGUUUAUGUGGCAGUGUAAAGACUGUGGUGUGGAAGUGUCUAGGCGAUCAGAAAUUCUUAAACAUUACAGACUACAACAUAGUCAUUUUGGGCGUGGCCAUCAUAUUAAGUGUAUAUACCCUGAUUGUCCAUGUGUUUUUAAGACUUGGAAUUCACUUUUGACACAUUUGUCAAGGAAUCACAACAAUACCUUAAAGCAAUCUGACAUAUUUACUGCAUUUUCAUGUCAUUUAUGUGGCUGUAGUGAACUUGGAACAGAACAUGAUUAUUUUGUGCACAUAAGCCAUCAUCUGAAAAACAAUGAGACAGUCACGUGUAUGUUUAAAGGCUGUGAAUACAAAUCCAAUGUAUACAGCACCUUCAAGUCGCACAAAAGUCGGAAGCACGGCUUACAUUCGUUGGUAGAUUUUAAGGAUGGUGUAGUCACAAGAACUGGAGAACCUGAUGUUUCAAACAGUGAAGAAUUCUGUGAUGAAAGUCAGUCUGACAUUGAUUUAGAUAAGUCAAAGGAUCAGCCAGAGAUAAUAGAACAAAAAAUUGCUGCAGUGUUAUUAAAGCUGGAAAAUAUUUUUCAUGUGCCAAGUGCUGCAAUUGAUGAAUUGCUGGAAGAAUUUCAAUAUUUGUUGAGCACAGCAUCUUUGUGUAGUACAAGAAAUGUGAUACAUGACACACUUAAUAGUUACAAAUUGCAAGUUGACCAGUCAGUCAUUGAAGAACUUGCAUCUGCUCUGUGUACGUCUAAUCCUGUGUAUAAGUCAAUUGGUAAAGGUUGUCCUUUGGCAACAUCGUUUAAGCGCAAAAAAUACUACAAAGACAAUUUUCAAGUUGUGGAACCCAUAGAAUAUAUCUUGGAUGACAAAACUAAAAGAACACUGCAGUAUGUUCCACUAUUAAAGUUUUUAAAGCAGCUUUUUACUAAUGAUCAAAUUCUUAACAAAGCAUUAGACAGUCACCUCAUAUCAGAGUGCAGAGGAGAAGAAGUGAUAUACAAGUCUUUUCGAGAUGACUCGGAUAACACAAUCAUUCUGCCACAUUCAGACAAUGAAUUGAGAGCAUGUGCAUGGCCACGUGAAUUCCCCAUUCCUCGCUUUCCAUACAAUGUAGAGGUGCAGCUUCAACGUGGAAAUGAGCGCUUCAGAGAAACUGGCACUCAACUGAAGAUUACUCCGGGGUUGAAGUCUGACAUCUUAGAGAAGCUAGCCGAGGAGAUCUUCCAGUAUACAGCAUAUCCACAAAAUUACCAAAUAGAUGAGGUAGCAGGGGCACUCAUCAAAAAUUUCCCUGUUUGA
Perca flavescens (yellow perch) is the source of this 1424-nucleotide messenger RNA. RefSeq lists its product as uncharacterized. Lineage: Eukaryota; Metazoa; Chordata; Actinopteri; Perciformes; Percidae. The record is from RefSeq and is a predicted model, not a curated record. The transcript has 4 exons. Bases 141 to 1424 code for a protein of 427 amino acids.